AUGGGGGACGCCCCCUCUUCAGAUCCCCAACUGUUUGGCAAACACAGUGACGGCUCCAAGGAGACGGCCCAGGGCAGGGGCAUCAGGCCGGCGCCGGACCCCUCCUCCCAGCGCAGCGCCACCAGCCCUGCCCUUUGCAUGCGGUUGGCAUCCUGGCCCCAGGGUGAGCUGGCACGGCAAGGGGGCCAGGACCCCCCCAAACCCAAGGGCAAGACCCUGGGCAGCUUCUUUGCGUCCCUGCCUGGCUUCAGCUCCGCCCGGAACCUAGUUGCUGGUGCCCACGGAGCCAUGAGAGAGGCCAGGCCAGCUGCUGACCCCACAGGUGCCCCUGGCCCCGAGGCCCAAGCAGCCACUGAUCCGGAAGCAAUGGCCAGGGACACGGAGAAGCAGCCACAGCCUUCAGAAAAGCAGAUGGCCAGGACCAAGGAUGCCAUCUCCUCUGGGGUGACCAACAUGGUGGAUGUGGCAAAGGAGGUGGUCCAGGGAGGUCUGGACACGACACGAUCGGCACUCAUGGGCACUAAGGAUGCAGUGGCUGGAGGGGUCGUGGGGCUGGUGGGCAUGGCUAAAGGCGUUGUGCAAGGGGGUCUGGAUACCUCGAAGGCUGUUGUGACCGGCACCAAGGACACAGUGACCACUGGGCUCACAGGAGCAGUGAACGUGGCCAAGGGAGCCGUCCAGACCGGCCUGGACACCACCAAGACUGUGCUGACCGGGACAAAAGACACAGUGUCCACUGGGGUUACUGGAGCAGUGAAUGUGGCCAAAGGGACGGUCCAGACUGGCAUGGACACCACCAAGACCGUGCUCACCGGCACCAAAGACACCGUGUGUAGUGGGGUGACCGGAGCCGUGACCAUGGCCAAGGGAGCCGUCCAAGGGGGCCUGGACACCACAAAGUCUGUGGUAAUGGGCACCAAGGACACAGUGUCCACUGGGCUCAUGGGGGCAGUGAACGUGGCCAAAGGCACAGUCCAGACCGGCCUGGACACCACCAAGACCGUGCUGACCGGCACCAAAGACACAGUGUCCACCGGGGUUACGGGAGCAGUAAACGUGGCUAAGGGAGCCAUCAAAGGGGGCCUGGACACAUCGAAAGCUGUCCUCACAGGCACCAAGGACACAGUGUCCACCGGGCUCACGGGGGCAGUGAACGUGGCCAAAGGCACUGUCCAGACCGGUAUGGACACCACCAAGACCGUGCUCACCGGCACCAAAGACACCGUGUGUGGUGGGGUGACCGGAGCUAUGAAUGUGGCCAAGGGAGCCAUCCAAGGGGGCCUGGACACCGGAGCCGUCCAAGGGGGCCUGGACACAUCAAAAGCUGUCCUCAUAGGCACCAAAGACACAGUGUCCACUGGGUUCACGGGGGCAGUGAACGUGGCCAAAGGCACAGUCCAGACCGGCCUGGACACCACCAAGACCGUGCUGACUGGCACCAAAAACACUGUGUGUGGUGGGGUGACCGGAGCCGUAAAUGUGGCCAAAGGAGCCGUCCAAGGGGGCCUGGACACCACAAAGUCUAUGGUAAUGGGCACCAAGGACACAGUGUCCACUGGGCUCACGGGGGCAGUGAAUGUGGCCAAAGGAGCCGUCCAAGGGGGCCUGGACACCACAAAGUCUAUGGUAAUGGGCACCAAGGACACAGUGUCCACUGGGCUCACGGGGGCAGUGAAUGUGGCCAAAGGAGCUGUCCAGACCGGCAUGGACACCACCAAGACCGUGCUGACUGGCACCAAAGACGCUGUAUCUACUGGACUUACAGGGGCAACGAACCUGGCCAAAGGCACAGUCCAGACCGGCCUGGACACCACCAAGACCGUGCUGACCGGCACCAAAGACGUCGUUUGUAGUGGGGUGACCGGAGCCGUGAAUGUGGCCAAGGGAGCCGUCCAAGGGGGCCUGGACACAUCAAAAGCUGUCCUCACAGGCACCAAAGACACAGUGUCCACUGGGUUCACGGGGGCAGUGAACAUGGCCAAAGGCACAGUCCAGACCGGCCUGGACACCACCAAGACCGUGCUGACCGGGACAAAAGACGCAGUGUGUAGUGGGGUGACCGGAGCCAUGACCAUGGCCAAGGGAGCCCUCCAAGGGGGCCUGGACACAUCAAAAGCUGUCCUCACAGGCACCAAAGACACAGUGUCCACUGGGUUCACGGGGGCAGUGAACGUGGCCAAAGGCACAGUCCAGACCGGCCUGGACACUACCAAGACCGUGCUGACCGGGACGAAAGACACAGUGUCCACUGGGCUCACGGGGGCAGUGAACGUGGCUAAGGGAGCUGUCCAAGGGGGCCUGGACACAUCGAAAGCUGUCCUCACAGGCACCAAAAACACAGUGUCCACUGGGCUCAUGGGGGCAGUGAACGUGGCCAAAGGCACUGUCCAGACCGGCCUGGACACCACCAAGUCCGUCCUGACCGGCAGCAAGGACACCGUGUGUGGUGGGGUGACUGGAGCCGUGAACGUAGCCAAAGGAGCUGCCCAGGGCGGCCUGGACACUACCACAUCUGUCCUCAUGGGCACCAAGGACACAGUGUCCACUGGACUCAUGGGGGCUCUGAAUGUGGCCAAAGGGGCCGUCCAAGGCGGCCUGGACAUCACCAAGACCGUGCUGGUCAGCACCAAAGAUGCAGCCACAACCGGGCUUGCAGGGGCAGGGAACGCGGUCACAGAUGCAGCCCACACUGGUCUCAGCACUGUCCGCAAGUGGCUCCCUGAUACCCAGGAUACCAUCUGGGAUGGAUCUACCAGCUGCAAGACCACAGAGAAAGGCAGGGAACACCAUGCCCUGAGACCCCAAGAGGCCCUGUCGUCCGGGGCCUCCAGUUUCUCGGACCCACUUGGUGCAGGCCUGCAGUUGGCUGGGGAAACCACAGCUGCCUGCAGGAGCCUGGAGUCUGACACGGCCACGGGCACUCACGGUGGCCACCAAGGAGCCACCAGCUCCACGGUGCUCCCGGACGAGCUGGAGGGGCUGGGGGAGAUCUUCCAGCCCAUGAGCGCUGAGGAGCAAGCCCGACUGGCAGCCUCUGAGCCCGGGCCCAAGGUGCUUUCGGCCGACCAGAGGAGCUACUUUAUCCGUCUGGGUGACCUGGCCGCCGGCUUCCGCCAGCGAGCUUUCGAACAUGCCCUGAGCCACGUGCAGCACGGCCAGUUCCAAGCCAGGGACGCUGUGGCCCAGCUCCAGGACUCCUUCCGGGCGAUUGAAAAAGCCACGCAGGCUCCUGAAGGGAAGUUGUGCCUGAACCCGGGCUGGAACGCCCCAGUGGAGGACGCUGGGUCCUCAGAGGUGUUGGCCAAGGUCUGCACGCUCAUCUGGCAGCUGCACACAGCCUACAGCAGCCUGGCCACUGGCCUGCAGGGCCUGCCCGAGUACCAACGGCAGGUGGGCCGGGCGCGGCACAGCCUCUGUGAUCUCUACGGCAUUGUAUCCUCGGCGGGCUCUGGUGAGGAGCUGCCGGCUGAGCGCCUAGCACAGAGCCGAGAGGGCAUGGGCCAGGCAUGGCAUGGGCUGGAACAGCUGCUGGAAGGCCUGCAGCACUGCCCACCCCUGGGCUGGCUGGUGGGGCCUUUCGCCUUGGCCCCCAGCACGCAGCAGGUGUAGUAGACACCACAGACCAGGUGCAGGCGUCUCCCUGCCUGCCCACCUGGGGAGCCCCUUCAAAACCUUCUCCCCUUCCUGAAGGUCCUGGUCCCGCAGGCUAGAGCCGGGCAGACCCCAAGGACUAAAGGGACACAAUUUCUGAGUUCCACCACCUCGUACCAGGCCAGGCCUGCCUGCACCUCCUGUCCCUUUUCCAGAUGCCCCUGAUCGAGGACUGUGGCCUCCAACUGAAGGUGGCAACUGGGCCCCCAGUCAGGAGAGAGCCAGAUGUGUGGCCAGUCUGAAAGGGCCCACGUGCCCUCGCUAUGCCCCUUCUAUCUCUGGGGACUCUUCUGCUGCCACAACGGGGGUGCCUCCUGAAAGUGU
Messenger RNA from Fukomys damarensis (Damara mole-rat), 3975 nucleotides. It is a transcript of the gene Plin4, whose product is annotated as perilipin 4. Bases 1 to 3609 code for a protein of 1202 amino acids. NCBI's taxonomy places the organism in Eukaryota, Metazoa, Chordata, Mammalia, Rodentia, Bathyergidae. Gene Ontology annotation, cellular component: plasma membrane. The record is from RefSeq and is a predicted model, not a curated record. The transcript is spliced from 9 exons.